GCCCCUUGAUUAGCUGCUCAGUGUCUUAUUAUUCAUAGUGUCCCGCUCCUGUCCAGGGGACACGCGCCUUAACCAACGCCAAAACUCUGACACAGAAUCUAACACUUGUGUGUUUAAUAGGUUAUUUACUUUUACAAUUACCUCACAUUAAAAGAGUACGCAUAUCUUUGAUAUUCAGAGGGAUAUUGAUGGUCUAAACUUGGGCAAGAGUGUAAGCUUGUUCAAGACACUGAGAAGCGGGGAAGAAUCCACAGGUGUUUGAAGAGCCGCGACACUCAAGGAGCACCGCACGCGCCAGACGCGAGCACAGACACGCGGCAUCAGCAGCAGAGCGCGACCCCCGACCCAUAAAAAAAAAGCGUCACAGAGAAAAUCAAAGUGAGAGAGAGAGGGAGGGAGAGAGAGAGAUAGAGCAAUAGAGAGUGUGCGAGAGACGCGACCGUCCCAAGAAUGAUGUCCUACAUAAAGCAGCCCCAUUAUGCUGUGAACGGGUUAACACUGUCCGCCUCAGGAAUGGACCUGCUCCACUCCGCCGUCGGCUACCCAGCCACUCCAAGAAAGCAGCGUCGGGAGCGCACUACUUUUACACGGACCCAGCUGGACAUUUUGGAAGCCCUGUUCACCAAAACACGCUACCCAGACAUAUUCAUGAGAGAAGAGGUGGCUCUGAAAAUCAACCUGCCCGAGUCCAGAGUUCAGGUUUGGUUCAAGAACCGUCGUGCUAAAUGCCGCCAACAGCAACAGCAGACCAGCGGUCAGCCAAAGCCCCGUCCCCCUAAAAAGAAGUCCUCUCCACCCUCUGAACUGACCUCUGACCCUGGUGCCAGCUCCUCACUGGUGGCUGCCCCUGCCCCAGCCGUGCCCUCUAAUGCCAACACAGGCACAGCACCAGUUUCUGUGUGGAGUCCCACCUCUCUAUCCCCCCUUCCUGACCCGUUGUGUGGCUCCGGCACACCCUGUGUGCAGCGCCCCGCUCCCUAUCCUAUGAGCUAUGGUCAGCCCUCCACCUAUGGCCAGGGCUACAGCUCCUCUCCUUACUUCAGUGGAUUGGAUUGCAGCCCAUACCUUUCUCCCAUGACCAGUCAGCUGUCUGCAAGCGGGGGCGCCCUCUCUCCCCUCACUGUGCCCUCCAUGGGCGGCUCGCUCAGCCAGUCACCCUCCCUCUCCUCCCAAGGAUACAGCGCCUCCUCGCUGGGUUUCAGUUCCGUAGACUGCCUGGACUACAAGGACCAGCAGGCCUGGAAGCUCAACUUCAGCACAGUUGACUGCCUCGACCAUAAAUUCCAGGUGCUGUAGAAGAGAAAGAGGGCAAGUGAAGAAAAUGGGAGGGAAGACGGGUGAAGAGUAAAUGAAACAAAACUGUUGUUUGAAAUGCCGGAGACAUUUAGAUGAUGAACAGGACUGAAUCAGCAGGAUUCACAUGAACACGGAGGUGAAAAGGGGUGCCCAUUUUGGAACAGGUGAAGACUGUUCCUCUGUAAUCCAGAUCUGCUCUGUGAUUGGUGAAGAGUGAAGGGACUCCUCAAGUAUACUGAUCAGUCAUCAUUAUUAACCAUUUACCUCACACACACAUGCAAACACUCACACGCAAACAUACAUUAGAACACAUUUCCCAACACUUUGAAGGAAAUAUCACUAAAACCCAGACACAUGCAUAUCACAGAAAGACAAGCACAUAUGAUAUAUGUAGGGAAACUUCUCAGUUUCUCUGACUAUAAAAUUAGCUCUUUAUGGGACAAAUUUCUUUCUACUUUUUUCAUAAGUUUGGUUUGGUUUGUCUGUACUGGGAGGCAUUAGAAGUUCUUGUGUUGUGCUUUUAGCUCGCUGUUAUUUAUGUAUUGUUAAAUUGUUAACUUAUAACAAAUAAUGUUGUUUUCUGUUAGUUUGAAUUAAUCGUUACUAAUUAAACUUUAUUUAAUGGCAUUGCAUGCAUGCUGUUGAUAUAUAUUUUCUAUUUGGGUGACCUUGUGUUGAAAAAAUGUUGGUGUUUUCAUGAUGGGCGCUACAUUAAAGGUUUUAUUUUCUUUCUUAGUUUAUCUACACAAUUAAAUGUGACUUUGUUUCACAAGAUUUGUCUAAAAAGAGCUGUCUAAUCGUUGAUUAUGCAAGAUGAAUACUAUCAAUAAAAAUCAAGAUUUAAGGGGGUGGUGGGGGGUCCCUUAAAACUGAACUUAAUGCCUGUUAAAUUAAGCUACGUCUGUCCCUCAUACUGAGCAAGCAUGCAUGAUUACAAAUUUAGAGGUUAUUUUACAAAAUUUGAAGUUUAAAUAUAUAAUGGCUAAAUUAAUAAUAAAUAAAAGUACUAAAAAUGAAAACACACUAUUCAGGCAUCUAAUAGGGGCUUUCCUGGUAUCAGAAAGGUAACUGGUAAUUCAGGCUGUAAUAAGUUUGAUCUUAACCAACUAAAUUGAAAACAGAUGAACAUUUCAGUAGUUUGGAUCUAGAAAAAUGAAGUGCAAGAUUCAUAUUCUUUCACCAUCUUCUCCUUGAGUCACUGUGACACUCUGGGGUUGGAUCACAGGCGGCCCACACAGAGGAGGCAUCUGGGGUCCAGAAAGUUGUUGCAAUGGUGUUGUCUGGUAAUUGUGUUGCUGUGAUGAUGUGGUGUGGUUGGCUCCGCCUAUGACCGGGUGUGUGGGGUUAUUUUAGCCAAUGACCCAGAGAGCACCUCAAUCUCCUUAUUGUCGACAGAACACUACCCUAAAGCAAUUAAACAGGAUUACUGAGGCUUCCUCUCUCUCUUUCCCUCCUCCGCACCUCUCCGUGCAUCUCCUCCUGUUGAUUCCAGUUCCCUCUCCGUCUGCUAUGACUAUUCUAUGACUAUUCCACCAUUCUUUCCUCAUCUGUUUCAGUAUAUUGGUCUCACACUCAGUUCUAGAGUUGCAGUUAUUUACCCCCCUUUUUUUUUAUAAUAGUAUGUCUAAAAAUGUUUGAAUGUCUUAGCAUUAGAUAAUACAACAAAAUGUCGAAUCAAAUGCCUUUUAAAACCAGUAUAGCACUAAGACACUGGUUAGUUAGGUUUCAUGAUGUUUUCACAUUUUCACUGCAGACACAAUUCAAACUAAAAUAAUUUGGAUAUUUUCUGGUUGCAAAAAUGUAUGAAAAAUUUAAAUAUGUGAUCUUCCAACAUCCACAAAAAAUGACUUAAGAUGCUUAAAACUAAAGCUGGCUAGUAAAAGUAAAAAAAAAAAAAAAAAAUGUGAGAAACAAUAUACACUGAUGGCCCCAUAAACAUGCAGCCUAUAUAAUUCAGAGGCCCCCAGAAGAUCAACAAUUUCAGUGUCACUGCAUCAUAUACAAAAAAACAAACCAAGGUUUAUUUAAAAAGAAAUUAUAAUAUACCUUUUUUCUGUGCGCUCACUCCCUCUUUUUUUUCUUUAUGUACAUCUCUCACGAGAAUACCUGCAUGAAGACAGUGAAAGAUGUUCAGUAACAUCUAAACAUACUCGCAGGCCUUUCUCUCUCUGUGCCAUCUUUCAUGCCCUCUCCCACUUGUUCUCUCUCUAUCCACCCCUCCACCCGUCCUGAGUGCUUCAUAAUCCCAAUCUGACCUGAAUAAAACCACAUGUACUUUUUCCAGGACAAAGGGUGUGUGUGUGUGUGUGUGAGUGCAAAUGUUUAUGUAUAGGUCACAAGUGAGAAUUUUUUUCUGAAUUUGAAAAAUGAAUCAUGUGACUGUUUAAUUUCAUAUAAACAUUUCUGUAUGUGUAUAACACGUUUUAAUAAA
This is a messenger RNA of Carassius auratus (goldfish), 3727 nucleotides long. Its product is annotated as homeobox protein otx5-like. The record is from RefSeq and is a predicted model, not a curated record. The coding region runs from base 451 to 1296 and encodes 281 amino acids. The transcript has 3 exons. NCBI's taxonomy places the organism in Eukaryota, Metazoa, Chordata, Actinopteri, Cypriniformes, Cyprinidae. Gene Ontology annotation, molecular function: DNA-binding transcription factor activity, RNA polymerase II-specific; RNA polymerase II cis-regulatory region sequence-specific DNA binding. Gene Ontology annotation, biological process: multicellular organism development; regulation of transcription by RNA polymerase II. Gene Ontology annotation, cellular component: nucleus.